Molecule: messenger RNA, 1433 nt
Organism: Teleopsis dalmanni
Lineage: Eukaryota; Metazoa; Arthropoda; Insecta; Diptera; Diopsidae
Product: serine protease grass-like
Exons: 6
Coding region: 69-1409 (446 amino acids)
Biological process (GO): proteolysis
Molecular function (GO): serine-type endopeptidase activity
Source: RefSeq, a predicted model, not a curated record
AUCAAGUACGAGUAGCUCAAAAUCAGACCUCAUUGAUUCCAAAAAUAAGAAUAGUUGAUGUUAAAAGAAUGUCUAUUAUGUUCUUCUUGGAAUUAGUCAUUUUAAUUGGGUUUUUUAAAUAUAACGCAGUACGAGCAUCUGACACAUACCACAGCACGAAGACAUGUCUAACUCCAGAUAAUGUACAUGGAUAUUGCGUACCAAUGGCCAAAUGUGAACGAAUAACAUGGAUGAUAGAAAGUUGGGGUGAACCAUAUCCACCGUAUGUUGUGGAUUACAUUAAGAACAGUCAUUGUGGUAUAACCGGUAAUAUUCAUUAUGGUUGCUGUGCUAUUAAUGAUUUAAAAGGAUUUCAGCCUACACAUCAAGUUCCUACACAUCAAAGAACUACUAAUUACAAUGUGCCUGUGCUUCCAAUACCUCGCACCCCUACACAUCAAAGCACUUCUGAUUACAAUGGACCGGUACGAUAUCCCCCUCCACCUGACCCAUUUUCCUUUAACAAUCAACAUCAUUCAAUGAAUGGUUAUCAAUUACAUGGAAAUAAUUACUAUCAAUCAUCACUACCAGUUGGUGAGCAAAUCUUAAGUUCAAUGCCAUGUGGCCCAUUCGCUGGCCAUCGGAUCUCAAAUGGUGAAUUUGUGCGACUAUUAGAAUUUCCUUGGAUGGCUUUAUUGGAAUACGCUGGUGCUAAAACUCGUAAGCGUUUUAAGUGUGGUGGUACUUUGAUUACAAAUCGUUACGUGCUGACUGCAGCUCAUUGCGUCACUGGGGCAAGUGAAUUAAUAAGCGUCCGUUUAGGAGAACAUAACUUAAAUACUCAAAAUGAUUGUGAACGUUAUUUUAAGGACUCUGGUGACAUAUACUGUGCACCUAUAUAUAUUGAUGUGGGUAUUGAAAGAACUAUACCACAUCCUCAAUAUACAACACGUCCUAUUAGCAACGAUAUUGCCUUAAUCAGACUCAGUACUGCAGUACAGUUUCAGUCACAUAUAAAGCCAAUAUGCUUACCACGCGCUCCUUACGCCUUCAAUCAUGUUCCAGAAUCUCUCACAGUUAGCGGUUGGGGUGUUACAGAGCAAGGCUACGCAGCUGAUGUCUUAAUGAAAGCUAACUUACCUCUACAAAAUAACGCAGUUUGUCACAAUGCCUUUUUUCGGAGCAUAAAUAUAAAUCCCAAUCACAUAUGUGCUGGUGGCGUUGAUCACAGAAGUACCUGUCGAGGUGACUCCGGUGGACCACUAUUUGCACCAGUAAACUACAUAAAUAAUGAUGAUAUCCGUUAUGUACAAUUCGGUAUAACGUCAGCUGGGGAAUUAAGUUGUGGCGAUAGUAGUCAUAACUAUCCUGCUAUAUUUACACGAAUUUCGAAUUAUAUGGAUUGGAUACUCACCAAUAUAGUGUUAUAAUAAAAAUAUAAUUUAUAAAAAUAA